This is a messenger RNA of Xiphophorus hellerii (green swordtail), 1456 nucleotides long. RefSeq lists its product as uncharacterized. Gene Ontology annotation, biological process: T cell receptor signaling pathway; regulation of cytokine production. The record is from RefSeq and is a predicted model, not a curated record. The coding region runs from base 281 to 1060 and encodes 259 amino acids. The transcript has 3 exons. Gene Ontology annotation, cellular component: external side of plasma membrane. Gene Ontology annotation, molecular function: signaling receptor binding. NCBI's taxonomy places the organism in Eukaryota, Metazoa, Chordata, Actinopteri, Cyprinodontiformes, Poeciliidae.
AUGGAGAAUAUCCAAUAAUGAGAGAAAAACCCAAGCUAGAAACAGAAAGGCAGCAAGUGAUGAUUCUGGGCUUUAACUUUACUGAGCAGUGAAGCUGAACUGGCUCUUAGACUUUAAACCAGCCAAGAGAAACUUGGACAUUGAUCACAAACCAGUAAAGAACCAGAUCAGACUGGAAAUACAGGGAACAGGGUAUGUGGGAGUGGCUUUCUGUGACAGAAGCUCAGUGUGCACAGAUCUCUUUUUCUUCCUCAGCCAAUGAAAAGCUUGUUGUGUCAUAAUGCUCUGCAUGGGUGUGCCUUACAGUGCAGUGAAACAGUCAGAACUAUUUAAGAACAGGCAGCAACAGGCAGCAACAGGCAGCAGGCAGCAUAACAUCGAGCCUGAGCUCAGGAUCUUACUGAGAAACACCAUGAAGAACUUCAUCUGUCUCUGCUUUGUUCUGUGCUUCAUGGAUCAGUCUCUCUGUGGAGAUCCUGUAAACAUCACAGCAAAACCUGGACAACAGAACGUCGAUCUGCCAUGUAGAGCUGACAGGAACAGCAAAGUCUCAGCUGUAAGCCUGACCAGAGACGACCUGGAUCCACGAUAUGUGCUUCUCUACAGGAAUGACCGGAUUGAUGAAGCUCUCCAGAAUCAACAGUACUUGGGCAGAACAAAACUCCAAAGCCUUAACACCACUGAUGGACAAAUCCAUCUGACUAUAAAGAAUGUGACAGAGAAGGACAGUGGAGUGUAUGAGUGCAUUGUCCAGGCUAAGCUAAAAAGCAAAACACGCAGGAAGACAGCCAACAUAGAAAGCACCAUCAUCCAGCUGCAUGUAGCUGCUGCACAGUCUAAUCCUCCUCAAGGGAACAUGGAUGGAAACAGAGGAGAAGGAGGGAAAGAGGAUGGAGGGAAUAAAGACGGGUUAGGGGUCAGUCGAAGUCAUGUUGUCCUGAUGGUGGCUGUCGCUGCUGUCGCUGUUUCCAUGGUGAUAGUAGCAGUUAUUAGGAGGAAGAAGAUCAGGACUCCUUCUUCUUUUCUCCCUGAAGAUGCAGAGAAUCCUCAGUUGAUCUGACUGAAAGUUGUUGAUGUUUCUGGAUCAUCAGCCAAAGCAGAAACAACGUCGUCUUUAGUCAAUAAGAACAAGCUAAUGUCAGCAACUGGGACAUUUUUUAUUUUGUUCUCAUAUUUAAAUGCAAAUGUGACAAAAACCAGGAAGAUCAAUAAUUUAAUGAUCAGUUACUUUGCUUAUUGCAAUACUAACCUGAUCAGUCACACUGAGUGUUUGUGUAUGACUCCUGCACUAACUAACACUGACUAAAGUCUCACUGCAUGAUGUGACCUUUAAUCUGAAGGAUAAAGUUCUUUCUGGGAAAGAAAAUAUGUUAUUGGUGAGAAUUUAAUGUAAAAAUAUUACAUUUUAUUUUGUAUAAAAAUAUUUCUGAAUUAAAACUUUAUAUUUUUAUAAAUA